Messenger RNA from Corvus hawaiiensis (hawaiian crow), 4421 nucleotides. It is a transcript of the gene GJD2, whose product is annotated as gap junction protein delta 2. Gene Ontology annotation, cellular component: connexin complex. The coding region runs from base 276 to 1190 and encodes 304 amino acids. Gene Ontology annotation, biological process: cell communication. The transcript is spliced from 2 exons. The record is from RefSeq and is a predicted model, not a curated record. Lineage: Eukaryota; Metazoa; Chordata; Aves; Passeriformes; Corvidae.
CCGGCCGGUGGCGGCCGCCGAGCGGCCCCGAGCCCCGCAGAGCCGAGCCGAGCCGAGCCGGGAGCCCUCUGCAGGGCUGCCACCUCCAGCCGCCCUCCCGCCACCGGACUGCGGGCGGUAGACACGGGCUGCUCUUCUGUUGGUUUUCCCUCCCUCUGAAAAAAAAAAUUAAAAAAAAAAAAAAAAUAAAAAAAAAAAAAUAGGAGGGGUGAAAAAAAGCAGAAGUGAAGAGAUCCCCCACGCUUGCCAAAGUCUUUGUCUCCGGAUGAACAGCGAUGGGGGAAUGGACUAUUCUAGAGAGGCUACUGGAAGCUGCCGUGCAGCAGCAUUCUACUAUGAUAGGGAGGAUCCUGCUGACCGUGGUGGUGAUCUUCAGAAUUCUCAUUGUGGCCAUUGUAGGGGAGACGGUGUACGAUGACGAGCAAACGAUGUUUGUCUGUAACACGCUGCAGCCAGGCUGCAACCAGGCUUGUUAUGACCAGGCUUUCCCCAUUUCUCACAUAAGGUACUGGGUGUUCCAGAUCAUCAUGGUGUGCACUCCCAGCCUGUGCUUCAUAACAUACUCCGUUCACCAGUCUGCUAAACAAAGGGAACGGAGGUACUCCACUGUCUUCCUUACCUUGGAAAGGGACCAGGAUUCAAUGAAGCGUGAGGACAGUAAGAAAAUCAAGAACACGAUUGUCAAUGGGGUGCUGCAAAACACUGAGAACUCCACCAAAGAGGCAGAACCAGACUGCUUAGAAGUGAAGGAAAUCCCCAAUCCUGCUAUCAGAACUACAAAAUCAAAGAUGAGGAGGCAAGAAGGCAUUUCUCGAUUUUAUAUCAUCCAAGUGGUCUUUCGAAAUGCCCUAGAGAUUGGAUUCUUAGUGGGACAGUAUUUUCUGUACGGAUUCAAUGUCCCUUCCAUGUAUGAAUGUGACAGAUACCCUUGCAUUAAAGAAGUAGAGUGCUAUGUCUCUAGACCCACUGAGAAGACUGUAUUCUUGGUAUUCAUGUUUGCUGUCAGUGGGAUUUGUGUGGUGCUUAAUUUGGCAGAACUGAACCACUUGGGCUGGAGAAAGAUCAAAAUGGCAGUGAGAGGAGUACAGGCAAAAAGGAAAUCCAUAUACGAAAUCAGAAAUAAGGACCUGCCAAGAAUGAGCAUGCCUAACUUCGGCAGGACUCAGUCAAGUGACUCAGCUUAUGUGUGAGGCUGUGACAGAACUGAAACACUGUGCCAGGUGGAACAGACCCAGAUACCAUUAGAGAAAGGUACAUUGCUUAGGCAAGCAUUUUAUCAAACCACCAAGAAAGCCAUUAAGGUAUUGGAUCUGCACUUACUGAACUAGCUGCAAAAUGCAGCACUACAUAAAAGACUGAAAAAACAGCUAUAAAACCAUGCUUGACCUAGCCUUACAGCACAGCUACUAUUAUUCCUACUUUUCUUUCUAAUGAUUGGGUUUUAUCUGUCAGUGAAGCAGCUUUUUGGUUGUCAUUAGGAUGUUUACAGUUUGAACUGUCUGACUAAUUGUUGUAAAUGUGUAGAAUGUUCAUAUCAAAAACUCUGCAAGGAUACUCUAUAUGGGGCGGGGUGGGGUGGGGGACACUGUUGCAAUGUGCAGGCAUAAGCAUGUUUUAAAAGGAGGAAAAGUGCACUGUAAGGAAUCUAACCACAGCUCAAUCAGGAUACCUGCGUUCACGUAUCUCACAGAUGUCUUAUUUUGUUUGUCUAAAUCACAGACUGUAGUCCUGGUGUGUAUUACUAGCUAUUUUCUCUCAUGGUUUGUGCAUCAAUUAGUCAUGCUAAAAAUAAAUGCUGAAUAUAAUUUUGCCAUUUUUUGUUUGCCUGUCCACACACACACACACACCAGAGACCUUAAUCAUCUUGCAUUAGUUGUGAUCUGCAGAAUAUAUCGGUAGGUUUUGAUUGAUUCCCUAAUAGGUGCAUAAAUAAGAUGGAGUUGGUUCAUGCCAGCCAAGAUAUGCAUUUACCUACAAUCACCUGCGAUGACACACAUACCAAAGGAAGAGAGUUCAUUGCAUUUAACUGCGAAUAUAUCAUCUUCUCUCUGCUCUUAUUCAUAUAAGUGCCAUACUUGAAACAUCUAACUCUGUACUUAGUCAAAAGGUUGUUUUGGGAUACCAGCUGGAGUGAAAUGAUUUUAUACUCUCCUUUGUUUAUUUUAUGCUAUUUGUUUAGUCAUUGCAAUGGUGUAAAAAGCAGCAAAAGUAUAUAUUGAUAAAUAAAGUACUUGCCUUUUUUUUUUUUUUUUUUUUUUUUUUUGUAAGCCAGAGAGAUUUGCUCUUCUUUAUUCUUGUAUACAAUUGUAAAAAAACUUACAGGGUCAAAAUAAUUGACUUACAACAACUAUUCUUCAGGGUUUAAAAUGUCUUAUUGGUAUUCUAAACUCUAAGUGAUAAAACCUGGGAAAUCAGGACUAUUUUUUAUGUCUGUUUUCCUCCUUAAGCAAGCUUCCUCUGUCUUUAAAGCCUGAUCCAAAGUCCACUGACACCAACAGCCUUCUUUCUGCUGACACUAAGGGCAACACAGUUGGCUGCCAAGGUCACUCUAGGAAUAGCCAGAAUACAUUUACCUAUAAAUGAAACAAUUGCAGCUUUUCAUCAGGGAAUCCAAAUAGUAACCUCAGCUUUUCUGCCUUACAGCUGGUUUAAGAAAUAUAUCAUUCAUGUCCCAUCAACUUACUGGUAAGCCACUGAGGCAGUCUCAAAUGAAUCUCUGUUAACAGCAAUUAUCUUAAUAAAUAAUAGAAUAUUAAGUUUGACUUUUUUUAUCAUUUUUAAAAUUCGUUCUGAAUUCAACAGAAAAUAUUUCUCUGGCAACAGUAGGAGUUGGAUCAGGACUAAAAAACAUACAAGUGCAUUUCUAACUAAAUAGUAUCUGCCCUUUAAAGAAAAGGGCCAAAAUGGUGCUGGAAAAUUUGGGGGUACUUUAUAACAUAAGAAGGAGACAUGGGCUCAGAGUCAUAAAUGGCCUUUUGAUUGUAUUUUAUGUCAAGCCUGAAAAUGGAUUUUAUUAUAUAUUGGCUUGGAGAUGAUGCAUAUAAAUCUUUUCCUCUUGGCUUACAAUAAAUACCUUAACAUUCCAUUCUUGUCGUUUGCCAGCAUUUUCACUUUAAAAAAUGUAGAUUAAUUCUUAGAUAGUUUAUCCAUUAUCGCAUUCAUCUGUUGUCUUUUUUCUUCCACUGUGAAACAUUAAAGGAUUUUGAGAUGUGUCAUGUUUUUAAAGAUUUAAAAAAUAUUUUUCUUUAUGUGUAAGUCUUAGAGUUUUCCUGAUUUGAUUACAGAAACCUCUAAAGAUGGAUUUCUCAGAUGAUUCUUUGUGAUAAAAACGCACACUGAUAUUGCUAGUUGACUGCAUGCUCACUGGAAAACUGCAUGUUAUUUUUAGAAGGACAACAUGGCAGCUAAAAUUUCCAUCUGCAAAAUAACAAGCUUCCGAAGAUUGUUAUUUAACACACAAAUCCAAGUCUGAUUUUCAUUUUGCAGAGUCCUGGGAUGGUUUUCAAAAUCUCUUUUUGAACAGAUAUUGAAAGGAAAAAUAUUCCUUGGCAGUCAUAAGCACUCCUUUAAUGUUGAAGAAAUGGGAGAUUUUAUGCAAAGGGCUUGAUCCAGUGCAAAUUAAAGUUGAAAGAGCAAAACUUGUACUGAAUUCAUUGGGCUUUGGUUCAGGUCAUAAUUUUGUGUUAGGCAGAAGCCCUAAUGCAGGUUUUUCCAGUGGCUGCAUAGCAGUUUUCAGUCAAACUCUAGUGAAGGUGCAUGUCUUGAAAGCUAUAAGAUUUUAAUACCUUAAAAUUCUAAGGUAAUAUUUAGGAAAUAUCUGUUUAUAUUAUUCAAUGCAAAUCACUCAGUUCAUUUAAUUAUUUUUAUGUAGUUGCACAUUUGUACUCCAGUAAACUGGGAUUCUUCAGAACCCAAAGAGAAGAAUAUCAGGAAAUGUAAAUGCUAAUUUACGUAACAGGAUCAGUGAUAAAGUAGGCAAAGACUUAUAUUUUGAUCAACAGAAACAUCAUCCUCCAUACUUGGAAUAUGGGUUCUCAUAGUUCAGAUGAGAGAUGAAAUGUGUCAAGAGAUCAGUUGUUCUAAUCUUCCUUUUAAAUUGUUAUUUUUCAUUUCUUACCAACUACUCAUUUGUCAUGGACAAGAGAAAUAUAGCAAACACUUUUUUUGUCAAUGUAUGUGAGAAUCAUAUGAUUAAUGCUAAUGGCCUGUUUGCAUGAAAGCUGACUAUUCAUUUACAGAAUAAAUGCUUUAAAAUUGUCACAGCAAUGGAAAAGUCUGUUAACUGAACAGAACUGAGUGAACAUGAAGCUGAAGGGCACAUUACUGGCUACUUAGAUCUUGCUCCUGCCUCAGUGAAAUAAAUUAGUCUCACCAUUGACAUCUCUGUAAGGAUCAGACAUUAAAAAUGAAAAUUGAGUUAA